Fraxinus pennsylvanica is the source of this 1254-nucleotide messenger RNA. The record is from the annotation of a GenBank genome assembly. Lineage: Eukaryota; Viridiplantae; Streptophyta; Magnoliopsida; Lamiales; Oleaceae.
AUGGCGAAGAAGGCAGUGCUGAUCGGGUGCAACUAUCCGGGAACGAAGGCAGAGCUGAAAGGAUGCAUCAACGAUGUGCGGAGAAUGUACAAGUGCUUGAUCGAACGUUACGGAUUCUCAAAGGACGAUAUUGCGGUGCUCAUAGAUACAGACGAUUCUUUCAGGCAGCCAACAGGCCGGAAUAUUCGCAAGGCACUUGCCGAUCUGGUACGAUCCGCCGAGCCCGGUGACUAUCUGUUUGUUCACUAUAGUGGACACGGCACCCGCCUUCCAGCGGAGACCGGCGAGGAUGAUGAUACUGGCUAUGACGAGUGCAUUGUUCCUACUGAUAUGAAUCUAAUCACGGAUGAUGAUUUCAGAGAGCUCGUAGACCAAGUUCCCGAGGAUUGCUGCCUCACAAUUGUGUCUGAUUCUUGUCACAGCGGAGGCCUUAUCGAUGAGGCCAAGGAGCAGAUUGGAGAGAGCACCAGGGGAAAUGAUGAUGACAGCCAUGGAUCUGGUUUUGGAUUCAAGAACUUCUUGAAGCGCAGCGUUGAAGAUGCUAUCGAAUCCCGUGGUAUUAACAUAUCUGAAUUGGGAUUUGGCCGUCAUCGUCGGCACCGGGAUGAGGAUGCUGAGGAAGAAUUGACAGGAGGAGGUCAAGGGUUAGGCUAUAUGAAGAACAAAUCCUUGCCACUUUCAACUCUCAUCGAGAUACUCAAGCAAAAAACUGGAAAGGAUGAUAUUGAUGUCGGCAAGAUAAGGCCAACACUUUUUGAUGCCUUUGGAGAAGAUGCUAGUCCUAAGGUGAAGAAAUUCAUGAAUGUCAUCAUGAGCAAACUCCAGCAUCAUGGCGGAGAGGGUGGGAGUGGUGGGAUUUUGGGGAUGGUCGGAAGUUUGGCCCAGCAGUUUCUGCAGCAGAAGCUUGAAGAAAAUGACGAGAGCUAUGCAAAACCCGCCCUGGAAACACAUGUUGGGAGCAAACAGGAUGCCUAUGCUGGCUCAACCAAACGAGCAUUCCCAGAUAGCGGGAUUCUGAUCAGUGGCUGCCAAACAGACCAAACAUCUGCCGAUGCUAGCCCGUCUGGGAAUGCCAGCGAAGCUUAUGGUGCUCUUAGCAAUGCAAUUCAGGCAAUAAUUGCAGAAUCAGAUGGCCAAGUGAGUAACCAGGAGCUUGUUCUGAAGGCAAGGGAGAUGUUGAAGAGGCAGGGUUUCACGCAGCGUCCGGGACUUUAUUGUAGUGACCAUCAUGUUGAUGCUCCUUUUGUUCGCUAA